Mustela lutreola (European mink) is the source of this 939-nucleotide messenger RNA. RefSeq names its product ribosomal protein S3A (gene RPS3A). The transcript is spliced from 6 exons. Lineage: Eukaryota; Metazoa; Chordata; Mammalia; Carnivora; Mustelidae. The record is from RefSeq and is a predicted model, not a curated record. The coding region runs from base 94 to 888 and encodes 264 amino acids. Gene Ontology annotation, cellular component: ribosome; cytosol. Gene Ontology annotation, biological process: translation. Gene Ontology annotation, molecular function: structural constituent of ribosome.
GACCGAAGGUCCCGUAGAUGGCACGCCUCUCCCAAUACGCCUAAGUUCUCGCGUGAGUUUUACUUCCGCCCUUUUGGCUCCCUGAGCAGCGCCAUGGCGGUCGGCAAGAACAAGCGCCUUACGAAAGGCGGCAAAAAGGGAGCCAAGAAGAAAGUGGUUGAUCCAUUUUCUAAGAAAGAUUGGUAUGAUGUGAAAGCACCAGCUAUGUUCAAUAUAAGAAAUAUUGGAAAAACAUUAGUCACAAGAACUCAAGGAACCAAAAUCGCUUCUGAUGGCCUCAAGGGUCGUGUAUUUGAAGUGAGUCUUGCUGAUCUGCAGAAUGAUGAAGUUGCAUUUAGAAAAUUCAAGCUAAUUACUGAGGAUGUCCAGGGCAAAAACUGCCUGACCAAUUUCCAUGGAAUGGAUCUUACCCGGGACAAAAUGUGCUCCAUGGUCAAAAAAUGGCAGACCAUGAUUGAAGCUCAUGUUGAUGUCAAGACUACCGAUGGUUAUUUGCUUCGUCUAUUUUGUGUUGGUUUUACUAAAAAACGGAAUAAUCAGAUUCGGAAGACCUCUUAUGCUCAGCAUCAACAGGUCCGCCAAAUUCGGAAAAAAAUGAUGGAGAUCAUGACCCGAGAGGUUCAGACAAAUGACUUGAAAGAAGUGGUCAAUAAAUUGAUUCCAGACAGCAUUGGAAAAGAUAUAGAAAAAGCUUGUCAGUCUAUUUAUCCACUCCAUGAUGUCUUCGUUAGAAAAGUAAAAAUGCUGAAGAAGCCCAAGUUUGAAUUGGGAAAGCUCAUGGAGCUUCAUGGUGAAGGUAGUAGUUCUGGAAAAGCUACUGGGGAUGAGACCGGUGCUAAAGUGGAACGAGCUGAUGGAUAUGAGCCACCAGUCCAAGAAUCUGUUUAAAAUUCAGACAUUAAAUGGUGACAAAUAAAAAAUCUUAUUUGUGAUGUUUAA